Messenger RNA from Haliotis rufescens (red abalone), 2019 nucleotides. Its product is annotated as E3 ubiquitin-protein ligase MARCHF1-like. The transcript has 4 exons. Gene Ontology annotation, molecular function: ubiquitin protein ligase activity; MHC protein binding; zinc ion binding. Gene Ontology annotation, cellular component: late endosome membrane; cytoplasm; lysosome. The record is from RefSeq and is a predicted model, not a curated record. The coding region runs from base 371 to 1144 and encodes 257 amino acids. NCBI's taxonomy places the organism in Eukaryota, Metazoa, Mollusca, Gastropoda, Lepetellida, Haliotidae. Gene Ontology annotation, biological process: antigen processing and presentation of peptide antigen via MHC class II; protein polyubiquitination; immune response.
AUAUUAUCUUUAUCUGAAUUGCAGAAAUUAAAGUGGACUUAUUUGACGAGAAAUGAAUUGAGUUAUUGAUCCGUGCGAUAAGCUUGAUCUCCCCCGAUACAUACCUACUUGAAAAUAUCAGCAGCACCAGAGGGCACUUGUUGUGACGUCAUCUUUACAUAUGGAGGCCAUUCGCACCUGAGAUCAGAUGUGACAAAAUAAGUGGCAAGUACAACACAGACUAUUGCAGAUCCAGCUGUGAUCAUCAGUAUGUAGGGCGUCAUUUCUGUAUUACGGUCAAGGAAAGACUUCUAGUCAACUAGAAGGACCCACAUGUUAGUAUCUGGACCACCAAGCUAGAACAAAUGUAUACCAUAGCAAGUACUACAGUAUGCCUAUACAGCAAAUAGCAGUUAGACCACUCGGAGUUAUGAAAGACAGGAAAAACAAUAUAUCUGGCCCCAACAAGGGGAAAGAGAGCACUCGCGAAACAAUGCAUGCAGAUGCAGUGACGACACGUGGAACUGAACGAUGUGAGUCACAGCUUUCAACAACGUCAGCGGGCAUGGACAUCUGUCGGAUAUGCCACUGUGAAGCCGAGCCCAACAACCCACUUAUCUCCCCUUGCCUCUGUUCAGGCAGCCUCAAAUUUGUCCACUCGGCAUGUUUACAAAAGUGGAUCAAAAGCUCAGAGAAAAAUGUCUGCGAACUUUGUAAAUUCCAGUACAUUAUGACAACGAAGACUAAACCAUUCAAAGAGUGGGAGAAGCUUGAUAUGUCAUCAGCAGAAAGAAGGAAAAUCAUCUGCUCCGUCACAUUCCACAUGAUAGCCAUCACAUGUGUCAUCUGGUCUCUGUACGUCCUCAUCGACCGCACCACUGAGGAAGUGGCCAAUGGCAACCUGAACUGGCCGUUCUGGACCAAGCUGAUAGUGGUCGCUAUUGGUUUCACUGGUGGACUUGUCUUCAUGUAUGUACAAUGUAAGAUGUAUGUACAGUUGUGUCUAAGAUGGAGGACCUUCAACCGUGUCAUCCAUAUUGAAAAUGCCCCCGAAGAUGAAGAAGUUCGGGCUCAACUUGCAGCACGGAUCAAGGAAAGUACAUCAGAGCAAGAAGAUGGUGGGCUCACUAAUACUGCAGCCUUCAAUGACUUGGAGAUGUUUUGAGGGUGUUGUUGUGACCUUUGGGUCCUACUUGGAAUGACAGGACAUGCUCAAUGAAGCCCUUUGGAUCAUUUCUGGAAUUGAUCAUUCUCACACGGGUCCUGUCCUUACUCUGAAUGAUUUCCCAAACAAUUUGCAAUGGGACCACAGAUUUGUUUAUUUUCAAAUUUUCUGUGUUUUUACAAACUUUUGUAUAUAUGAUGCUAUUAUAAGAAUCACAAGUCCAAACUUUCGUACAGUCUGUGAUAUUGAAUGCUAAGUGUAGGUCUUUAUAGUGAGAUAUGAGAAUCAAAUGUCGCAGGUGACAACGCAUUAAUGCUACCUUGGUGAUCUACAUAUGUUGUUGAUAUACAAGUUUACAGUAUCCGAAGUCAAUUGACGAGAAGAGAAGUCACAGAAUUUUUCUGCUUUACCCCAAAUGAAGUUUGGAAUCCCCCGAUAUUAUUACAAAUUGUUUUAUUAAGAAUCGUGGCUAAGAGUCAACCCACCUUGAUACUCUCACUACAAUCAUCAGCUGAAGAUCAUCCUCGAUUGUCCAGGGUAUUAUGUCUCCGUUCUGUUAUGAUAAAUAUCCUGUACCCUUUGCCAACAUAGCUUUGUUUUGAGUGGGGUUCAAAUGACACAAUGCUAAAAAUAACCAUCCAGUGGAAUUACACCGUUCCUUCAUGGCUGACAGAGCAGUGUAGUAACUAAUACUCCAUUUGCCAUGUUACAUGCCGUCUUAAAUAUAAGAACCGCCUUCGUGGUCUGGUGGUAGAGCGUCCGCCCGGAGAGCAGUAGGUCCCGGGUUCGAUCCCCAGCCGCGUCAUACCAAAAGACGUUAAAAGAUGGUACUUGUUGUUUCCCUGUCUGGCGCUCGGUAUUAAGGGGCUAAAACA